AUGUGGCUGAUACUCUGGAGAAGCCCUCUCUUGCCCCGUGUUCUCCAAGUGCCUGAGCUGGUGGCCGGCUGGGACCUGCGGUUCACGCUCUGGGCCCUGAGCUUUGCCUCGGUGGUUGUGCAGAUGGAGGGCCAGGUGUACUCACCGACCGUCAACACGCACUAUGGGAAGUUACGGGGAGUGCGCGUGCCACUGCCCAGUGAGAUCCUGGGGCCUGUGGACCAGUACCUGGGGGUGCCUUAUGCUGCCCCCCCCACUGGGGAGAAGAGGUUCAUGCCUCCCGAGCCACCACCAUCCUGGUCGGGCAUCAGGAACGCUACCCACUUCUCACCAGUCUGCCCCCAGAACAUCCACAACGCUGUUCCUGAGAUCAUGCUGCCCAUCUGGUUUACCUCCAAUUUGGAUAUCGUGGCCACAUACAUCCAGGACCCCAACGAGGACUGUCUGUACCUCAACAUCUACAUCCCCACAGAGGAUGGAGCCAGCGCUAAGAAACAGGGCGAGGACUUAGCGGAUAAUGACGGUGAUGAAGACGAAGACAUCCGGGACAGCGGGGCCAAGCCGGUGAUGGUGUACAUCCAUGGUGGCUCGUACAUGGAGGGCACGGGGAACAUGAUAGACGGCAGCGUCCUGGCCAGCUACGGGAACGUGAUUGUCAUCACCCUGAACUACCGCGUCGGAGUGCUGG
This is a messenger RNA of Merops nubicus (carmine bee-eater), 688 nucleotides long. RefSeq names its product neuroligin-3-like. Gene Ontology annotation, biological process: neuron cell-cell adhesion; presynaptic membrane assembly; synaptic vesicle endocytosis. The annotation marks the transcript as partial. NCBI's taxonomy places the organism in Eukaryota, Metazoa, Chordata, Aves, Coraciiformes, Meropidae. The transcript has 3 exons. Gene Ontology annotation, molecular function: neurexin family protein binding; signaling receptor activity. Gene Ontology annotation, cellular component: postsynaptic specialization membrane; synapse; cell surface. The record is from RefSeq and is a predicted model, not a curated record.